Physella acuta is the source of this 1707-nucleotide messenger RNA. RefSeq lists its product as uncharacterized. The record is from RefSeq and is a predicted model, not a curated record. Gene Ontology annotation, biological process: signal transduction. Lineage: Eukaryota; Metazoa; Mollusca; Gastropoda; Physidae.
GAAAUCAUUUAACAGUACCAUCUUCACAAUCAUCAAUUUAGCACAAAAUACUGCGAACUUCAAGAGAUUAAAAGAAAUGAAAGUGAUUGACGUUUUACAGAAAUUUCUGACGUUUCAGAAACAUCCUGAUGUGAGGAAGGUAGUUUUACUAGCUCUACCAUUAUUGAUUGAUAAAACCGAUGCGGAUAUAUUAACUGCUAACGACUCCAAAGAUAUAAUAAACAUUUUAAAGAUGGCGCAUGAAACAUGGGAAUGCAAAAAUCACACACAUGAAGGCUUCAGCAUCAUCGAAAUUCUGAAAGUACUCCAUAACCUUUGUAAGAAUGAAAAGAUCAGGGUCAUUUUCCUAAAUAAUAACAUUCUUGAUUUUAUUAUUGACAUUCUUCAAAACGGUGUCUCUGAGCAGAAAGCAAUUGCAGCAUUAAUAUUAUUGGAGCUUGCAUUCAACCCCGAAAGUAUAGUUAAAAUUAAGGAGAACAAAAAGCUGGUUGAAGUUUUGAGGAAAAUAACAACCAAAAAGGAAUACGAAGACAACAGUUUAAUGAGUGUUUCGAUUCAAGUAUUAUAUUUAAUUGGAGCUUCUGAAAAUCCAGAGGAUUCUCCAAUAAAAGGCCAUAUCAUGAUUAGCUACUGCCAUGCAGAUAAAGAUACUGUUGAAAAGGUCGUGAAAACAUUACAAGAAAAAAAACUGACGGUUUGGGUUGACACUCAGGACAUGGCUAAGGGAAACGGCGAUAUAUACGACACGAUGGCUAAAGCAGUUCAAAAUGCUCAAGUUGUUGUGGUAUUCAUGUCUGAGGCCUAUACCAACAGUGAAAACUGCAAAUUUGAAGCCGAAUAUGCUACACGACUUAAAAAGAAAAAGAUUUUUGUCAAGGUUCAAGAAAAAUUUGUGCCUACGGAUUGGUUAGGUCUUUUGGCAGGAAAUAACCUCUACCACGAUUUUGCAGGCAAGGUACCUCAUGACCAAGUUAUGAACAAUUUGAUUGCUGCGAUUUUAUAUGAAUAUAAUCAAGUAAUAUAACUAAUUAAACAGACAAUGUUUUCACUUUAUGAUUGUAGACAACUAAAUUAAAUUGUCUAGGUCUAAAGUCUUGAAUGUGUGCAUUAAUAGUGUUGAAGGUCGGUUUGAAUCCACACUAUUUGUGUGUAUAUUCCUUGUAGUGACUAUAUUGAACAUCCGUUAUUUUAAAAACCAAUACAGUUUAUUAAUAAAACUGAACUAUUGUAUACCAAAUAUAGUUUACCUCACAUACAUUGGUAUUUAUGUUUUUCAGUGACGUUUUUUUAACUAUGUUCUAUUUACUCUUUUUGUUUACGCUAGUUAUUUUCUUUAUUUAACUAAACGCUAAAGUAUACUAACUCUAAAUAAAACAUCAAAAUUAUUUGAAUAAAAUGUAAAACAUUUUAAUAGAUUAUUUUAAAAAGGAGAGCGAAAUGAGGACAUUGUUUUUAAGCAAACAAGGUAUUUAAAUGAUAUACGUUACAUAAAAUUUAAUAAUUAUUAGAAAUGCUAGGCUAAAUUUAAAAAAGUAAUAUUUAUGUACAAUUGGAUUUUAACACAAAAUAAAUCAAGUAUUCUAUUCAAUAGCAUUAACCUUUCACUGUUGCUGUCAAAAAUAAUUCCGCGUUCACAAACUUUUUUAAAAAGAGAUUAUGUGUUUCUUAUCACUUUAAUAUAAUGCAGAUGCAUUGUACUUUAACUAU